CUACAGCGCUUCCACAAAGUUUUCCGCGCGUUCGUUUACGUGAAUCGAAUUUGAUUGUGUCGUAUUAAAAAAAAAAUACCGUAAUAGUAUUGUGUUUGUAAAAUUUUCUUAUUUUAUGUGUAGUGUUUUAAUUUGUGACUUUCCGACGCAUUAUUGAGCAUAAAUGCACAACCAGUGAAACUAGACGCGCUGGAAUAAAUAACUUUCAAAAACAAAAAAAAACAAAAAAACACAAAAGUGAAAACAAAACAAUGUGAAAUAAUGAAUCGAGACACAUGAUUUCAACGAUAAACUACACACAGUCACAGACGAAUGUGAACAUUCUGCACGUUGCGUACUCGUCGUAUGGGAACGAUAUUGAAAAUGUCACAGAGUACCGCACGAAGAGCGAGGCGGCCGUGGAUCUCGACGAUGCCUUCCGUAACGGGAGCCUCACUAACACGACCAUCGGAUACACGAACAACAACUUCACGGAAUACGCUGAAAUACCGCAUUACAUAAAGAUAACUUCGAUGACGUUCUGCAUAGCGAUCAUGUGUUUAGGGGUCAUUGGGAAUGUGAUGGUGCCAAUCGUUAUAUUAAAAACGAAGGACAUGCGGAAUUCUACGAAUAUAUUCCUUGUUAAUUUGAGUAUCGCUGACCUUAUGGUGUUGCUUGUCUGCACUCCCACCGUGCUGGUCGAAGUCAAUUCGAAGCCUGAAACCUGGGUUCUCGGGAAGGAGCUGUGUCUCGCGGUGCCGUUCGUGGAAUUGACUGUCACCCACGCUUCAGUACUGACGAUACUGGCCAUCAGCUUCGAGAGGUACUACGCGAUCUGCGAACCGCUGAGAGCUGGUUACGUGUGCACGAAGACCAGGGCCACCCUCAUAUGCGGACUCGUUUGGUUCUUCGCGGCCCUAUUCACCAGCCCGAUACUCGCGAUCGCCGAUCACAAGGCCACCAGCGUCAAUGGGACCGUCGUGAAUCAAUGUCUGACCCAAGCCGGCACCGUCUGGGAGAUAACUUUCUUCGUCACAAUCAUCAUCCUCCUCUACCUCCUACCGCUGAUCAUCUUAAUCGUAUUAUACAGCAUCAUAGCCAAGAAUUUAAUAACGGCCGCUUCUAAGGUUGUCAUGAACAAAACUGUCGAUCCUUAUAACGCGAGAGCUAGGAAACAGGUCAUCCUGAUGCUGGGUACUGUUGUGCUGUGUUUCUUUCUCUGUUUGAUGCCCUACAGGGCUCUAACGCUGUGGAUCAUAAUAACACCGUCAGGCUUCGACGGUAUAAGCUCCGAGAAAUGGUACAACAUCUUGUACUUCUCGAGAGUCAUGCUCUAUAUAAAUUCGGCUAUAAAUCCUAUACUAUACAACUUGAUGUCGUCCAAAUUCAGAAUCGGCUUCUGUAAGGUGUGCAUUUGUUAUAAAAAAGAAAACGAUCUGAACAGAAGAACGCAGAGGACCAUAACGAAUGGUUCAACGACUAGCAGUAGUCUGACCAGAACUACAAACAGCCUGAAGAAAUUCUUCGGCCACAGAACGAGCGUCGAUAGAAGCGAAGCGGAAACCAACAGCAAAGACGAGGAGAGAAGCUUAUUUGACAGGAUAUUCCCAAACAGAGCGUUUUUAAGGCAGCAAUCAGCGCCGGUCUGUUCAAAUUUGAACCCUAAUCGAAUCAACAGAAUGCGAAGCGAAGGAUGCAUGGAUAUAAACAGGCCAGAUAAUAUUCAUUCCAAUUUGAAUCCUAAAGUGAUUCGAUCAGAAAUCGAUGCAGACCUACCUCGAGCUAAUUCGUUGCGCCGUAACGUACUGAUCAACACUGCGAAAGCAAAGAGCGUUGAUUCGGAAAGAAAUGUAAUGAAUUACAGUAAAAAGACCAAAGUUGAUUCCGUUGUGGCUUUUCAGAAGUCGAAGAGUGUGGAUUACGAAUUCCCAGAGAGUUUCGUUUAAAAUCCCACUAAUAUCGGAUAUGUUUAAUCUGUACAAUUAUUGUUUAUUGGU
Bombyx mandarina (wild silkworm) is the source of this 1976-nucleotide messenger RNA. RefSeq names its product ecdysis triggering hormone receptor (gene Ethr). Gene Ontology annotation, cellular component: plasma membrane. NCBI's taxonomy places the organism in Eukaryota, Metazoa, Arthropoda, Insecta, Lepidoptera, Bombycidae. The record is from RefSeq and is a predicted model, not a curated record. Gene Ontology annotation, biological process: G protein-coupled receptor signaling pathway. Gene Ontology annotation, molecular function: G protein-coupled receptor activity.